CGGAAGUAGUUCUAUUUUAAAUCCAGAUUCAAGCAGACUGAGGGAUGCUGAACAUGUCUCUGCAUGUCCCGCUGGAGGUGGAGGAGACCGGCAUGCCGGAGGACCUGUGGCCCGCAGAGAGCAGCUGAUCCGGGCCGGGUCCACCCAGGUUCUUCCGCUGAUCUACAGAAUCAUGGCGGUUCACCAAGUGGUCUCCGGCCGGGUCGAGCCGGACCUUCGGUCCCUGAACCUGGAGGACAAGAGGCGGCUGCGGGUCCUCUCUGCCCGGGCUCUCUCCAUCGUGAGGAACCGGGAAGUGCAGAACUUUGAGACGGUGAUGACGUUCCUGGACGCGACGCACCGCCUGCUGCCCGGCCUGGUUCCCGCCAUCAAACACAUGAAGAUCCAGUUCGGCCUGAAGACCAUGGUCAUCAUGCGGAUGCUGAGGGAAAGCAGAGGGACGGUUGACAUCGUGUCCAGUAUCAUCCGGUUCUUCCCCAACAAGCUGCCUCAGUAUGAAGAUCAGUGUAGCCAGAGAGAAAUGUUCCUGAUGAGGAAGAACCAGGCCGACUUCAGGCGCCUGGCCCAGAACCUGACCUUCACCAAGGAGAGGCUGCAGGACUACAUGAAGGGCGACAUGGAGGAGCGCUACGGCGAGCGCUACGCCCAAAAGGUGGAGCAGCGGCUGCUAGCUUACCUGCAGGAGCUGCGGAGGGCGCUACCUGCAGACACCUGCAGUGGCAGAACCGGCCCGAACCGGCCUGAACCGGGUCUCAUUACUCUGACUCAGGUGAUGAACAAACAACAUCCUGAGAAUGAGGAGGAGACGGACACACCUUCAUUAGCUGGGAGGAAACUGCUGUUGUGUGACGCUCGUCCCUCAGAGAUGUCCCGACAGGGACGUCUUGGGCCUGAUUGGAUUCUGCAGGUCGGUUCUGGUUCCAGUCCAGAUGUUGGGGAACCCCAUGGUCCAGAGGACAGAACAGAACCAGGGACAGUGGAGGAGGAGGACGUCCCCGUAUCCCCUCGGUUCUGCUCCAAGCACCAGCGCUGGAUGGACAACUUCCUGAAAGGCUGUGCUGAGGACGACCGGACCCUGGUUCCGUCCGACCCGACCCCGGUUCCGUCCGACCCGACCCGGCUGCCGUCCGACCCGACCCCGGUUCCGUCCUCGUCCCAGACUCCGUCGGACCUGGUCUCUCCUCUGCCCAGAACCUCAGAAGGUUCAGAUGGACCGGUCCUUCUGGUCCCAGUGGUCCGGCUGGAGGACGUCUUGAAGCGACUCGGGUCCAAUCUGUCCCAACCCGUCUCUGCGAUUCUGGUCAAAGCAGCUUCCUGUGGUUCUGGUCCGGGUUCUUGGGCCUGCUGGACAUCGUUGGACCAAAAUGUCCUGGAGCCUGCAGGUUCUGGCCCGGUUCUGGGAGGACGGACUGUCCCCUCGUCUGACCUACAGAACCCGGCCUCACCGGUUCCGAAUGACCCAGCUCAGCAAGGUGCCCAUCAGAACUCCAUCAGAAUCCAUCCUGAAACCCAAACCAGCAGAACCGUUCAGUCCAGAUCCCAGCCGGGUUCUCCUGCCGGCUCCAGAACCUCAGUCCUUCUGGGCCGCUUGCAGCCGUGUGUGGUUCUGACCCGACUGAGCGCUAAGCAGUGCUGCUCCUUCAGCAAGCAGGAUGUCCGGCCAAGCCCGGCCCGCCGGCCCGGCCCGGCCCGCCGGCCCAGCAGAGACCCGGACUACCGGCCUCACGUCAACAGGAAGAGAUUCCUGUCGGAGGUUCGGAGGGUCCGGUUCCCGGUGAGGACGGGAAGGAGAGUCCAAACGGAACCGGGCCGGUUCUGGUUCUAGACUAAAUACAGUAAUGAACCUGCUUUGAUGAUCUGACCUCACAGCAACGGGUCCAAUCAGUACUGGUUCUGACCUGGAUCCGGUAUCAGAGUCCCAUUUGAUCCAGUUCCAGAAACCAACUGGGUUUACUGGGAAGAAAAAGGACAUGCCGCACUUUUAAGGUCGUAAACACUGACCUUCCUCUGCUUGGUGAUGGUCCAGAACCCGGUAGAACCUGGCUUCUUCUAGUCUAUCAAGGUAGAAGAAGCAAACAUCGUCUCUGGUGUCAGAACCAGAAUCUGGGUCGGGAAAGUAUUCACUUCCUGUUCUGCCAACCAGACGAACGGCGGCCAGUCAGGAAGAGUUGAUCUGAAAAGUGUGGCGUGCUUGUCCUUAAACACCAGAACCUCUUCAGAACCUUGUGACUGAAUCAUCGUUACUAUGGUGAUGGUCCAGAAGCUGCUGUUGACUUACUGUGGUUCUAGUGGUCCCGGUUCUGGUCCAUUAUCAGUGUUCUGUUGCAUAACAGUGUUAUGUAUACACAGUGUUUGUGUCGCGUUUUAUUUGUUCCCAGGAAACUGAGGUCAGAGUCCGGUUGGUUCCUGUGGGGCACCAGAGAACGGGCCAGGUAUCGACCCGGCCGCUGCGGGUCGACCCGAGGUUCUGUUUGCGCCGCGAGGUCGACGGCCGGCAGAGAGCAAACUGUUGCGUCAUUUCAUCUUAACCGAAGCGGGUCAAAGUUAACCCCCGACGGGACGGGGAGGCUAGUUAGCCUCGUUAGCUGCUGAUCCGUCUUCCCACAGCAUGGUGCUGCCACCACCUUGCUUCACUGAAUGGAUGCUGUGUUCAGGUUGUUACUUUCCCCCACUAGGGCCAGAAAGUUCCGUUUGGACCGGGUCAGAACCUGCAGGUUCUGAAGCUGAUUCCGACAGACUUUAAUCGAUUGCAGCUUGUUGUUUGCCUCCGUGUGACGAACGCAGCCGCCCCCCCAGCACCAGUAUACCCACCACUCUGCUGCAGCCGGUCUGGUUCUGGUUACUGGUGGAGGAGCCGGGGGGGGACGGGGCGUUCCCGCUCGGCCCCCGGCCUCGGCCAAUGGGAGCUCAGCGUCUGUGGAGGUUUUGCUGCUCAGCAUCUAUAAAAGCAGCUUUGAUCUGUUGGAUAAAAUCCUGAGCGGUUCUCCAGCAGCCGGACGUUCAGCAGGAUGGACAGCCAGGCCUACUUGGUUCAGAUGAAGAGCAAGCCUCUGACCUUGAGCGGGAAGGUCGGCAACCCGUUUCCGGCCAAGCCGCGCAGCCGCAGGCGGCGCUGGGAGGUGAAGCCGUCGGAAAUGUCCCGCAACACGUUGAACCCGAUCCGGGCCAUCGUGGACGGGAUGAAGCUGAUCCCCAACCCGGCCAAGCCCAUGAUCUCUCUGUCCAUCG
Molecule: messenger RNA, 3228 nt
Organism: Gambusia affinis (western mosquitofish)
Lineage: Eukaryota; Metazoa; Chordata; Actinopteri; Cyprinodontiformes; Poeciliidae
Exons: 7
Coding region: 173-1825 (550 amino acids)
Biological process (GO): telomere capping; regulation of telomere maintenance via telomere lengthening
Cellular component (GO): shelterin complex
Molecular function (GO): telomeric repeat DNA binding
Source: RefSeq, a predicted model, not a curated record